AUGGUCUCCUCUCCACUCCUCGAAUUCAUUUCCACCACCUCCAGGGAAGAAGGCGCACCCCUCCCCUACCCGCUGUGGCAUCUGCGGGACAUCCCCAGUCUCCUCUCUCACAUAUGGACCGAGUUAUGGACGAGUCUGGGCCCGGCAGACCAUGUGCUUUCAUUGGACGACUAUCACGGCAGAAAUCAGCUUGGACAAAGAAUAAAACUCUACCUUCACCAACAGCCCAACCCAGACCAGGGCUCCGGUCCAAGCUCGCCCAUUCCAAUCCAACAUUCCAUCUCUCUGAUCCCCGUCCCAGACCAACACAGGACCCACCCCAAAACCCUCCCUCCCUCCUGCCUCCUCCCCAGGGGUCGUAACACGGAGCUGCCCUUGGAACGGCCGAGAGGAUGGCACCAGAAGAAACAAUAG
Molecule: messenger RNA, 414 nt
Organism: Knipowitschia caucasica
Lineage: Eukaryota; Metazoa; Chordata; Actinopteri; Gobiiformes; Gobiidae
Source: the annotation of a GenBank genome assembly